Vespa velutina is the source of this 1918-nucleotide messenger RNA. Its product is annotated as coiled-coil domain-containing protein 25. Lineage: Eukaryota; Metazoa; Arthropoda; Insecta; Hymenoptera; Vespidae. The record is from RefSeq and is a predicted model, not a curated record.
AUAGGGAAGCUCAAUUCCGUGAAAGAGAAUCUAGUAAAUAUUGUAACUCUCUUAUUAGAACAUUUCCGGCAAUUUAAGAAAUUAAAUUUAAACCAAAUCCAAGAAUGAUUAGAAACAUUUUGGAAAUGGGUUUUUGAAGAGAAAAAUAUAAUAGAAGCAUUAAAAAUUACUGGAAAUAAUCAAUUUAAUGCUUGUGAAUGGUUACUUGGUGAACGACGACCUAGUUUACAAGAUUUAGAUAUUGGCCUUGAUACAAAUGAAUCCAUUUAUCAUGCAAUUAUAAGCAAUCCUCAAAUACAACUCAGCCUUAAUAAUCCAAAAGUGCUUCUUGCAUACUUAACAAUGCUAGACACACCUUCAGCAUCAUCAGUAUGGAUUAAUGAUCCUGAAAUAUAUCCUGUAUUCAAUCAAAUAUUUAAAACAUAUCAUGCUGAAAAACAUGCCAUCCAUAUGAAUCGUUCUAGGAUGAAUUAAUAUUAUUAGCAGAUAUAAAAAUCUUCAAUAUCUGUGGGAUAAACAUAUUUUCAUAUAAACUUACAAAAAUAGAUCCUACAGGAAAUACAUGGUAUGUUAUAAUUGAAAAAAAAUCGGAAUUUAAAUGUAAUUCAUUUAAAAAAUCGCAUGUUUAUUAAUUUAUCAUUGUUCCUAAUGAUGUAUUAAAAAAUUAAUAUAAUAUCAGUCACCUUUAAUUACUAGCACCGCUGUUUGAUGAAAGUAAUAACUUUAAAGUAAUAUACAAAUUUUGAUUUAACCAUUUAUGAUAGAAAUGAUUUAAAAGAAAUAGAAAUGUGCUGUAUCUAUAUAUGCUUUGUACUUUAUAUUCAAAUAAUAAAUUAAUGAUUUAUCUGCAGUAGUACUAAUUAAAUUUUCCAAAUUUUUACCUUAAAAUAACAUUAAUAAAAUACAACGUUAACUUAUAGACUUGAAAUUGAGUCUUUGUGUUAUUUGAAUGAACAUCAUUCGAGUAUAUAUGUUCUAAGAAGAAUCAAGUGAAUAUAGUAACUGAUAGUAAAACAUUGGUAGUUCAGUGGCGUUAGUGUCGACAUUAUUUUUUGACAGUUGUUUUCGUUAACACGUGCAUUUACAUCAAUAUUUGUGGAACGAUGGUAUAUUAUUUUACAAGCGAGGUUGUACAACCGCCAGUAACAUUAUUUAUGGGGGGUGAUAAAUAUGAAAAUGAGGAUUUGAUUAAAUGGGGUUGGCCAGAAGAUGUUUGGUUUCAUGUGGACAAAUAUUCUUCGGCUCAUGUGUAUUUACGAUUACAUAUGGGUCAAACAAUAGAUGAUAUCCCGAGUACAGUUUUGGAAGAUGCCGCACAAUUAGUAAAAGCAAACAGUAUUGAUGGAAAUAGAAUGAAUGACAUUGAUGUAGUUUAUACAAUGUGGUCUAAUUUGAAAAAGACUCAGGGAAUGGAAGUUGGUCAAGUUGGUUUCCAAGAGAAAGAUGUUCGUAAAAUCCAUGUUACAAAACGUCAAAAUAUUAUUGUUAAUCGACUUAAUAAAACUAAGCGUUCUGAACAAGUAAAUUUACAAGCAGAACGAGAACAAAGAGAUAAAAAUGAGAGAGAAGAAGAAAAGCUUUUAAGAGAACAGAAGGAAAGAGAAAACGCUGAAGAGAAAAGACGUCAAGAAGAAGCUGAAAUGAGAAGCUACAAUUCAUUAUUUAAUUCAUCUAAUAUGACAUCAAAUACAGAAAAUAGUGGCUAUGAUUCAGAUGACUUUAUGUGAUGAACUCAAUAUAAUUUAAUUAUUACAAGUGGUGCCUAUUGUAGAAUAUAUUUUAAUUGAUAUUAUAGAGAAUAUAAUUGAAGUAAAAUGGAAAGCACUUGUAUUGAAGUAUAAUUUGGUACUAAUUGAAAAUUUGUUUUCAUAUUAAUAAUACAAUGUGAAGUUAUUAAUAAAUUAUGCUAUAUUAUGUA